AUGAAAACACAAAAUUUGGUAGAUGCUUCGAGCUACAACGAUACCCAUACUCAUUAUCCACAGCUUGAGUUACAAAAGAACUCAGAUACCAACUUUUUGAAAAUACAUUCGCCCUUAAGCCCUUUCAAUCAAUUGGACGAUGAUGAAUCAUUUUUGUUUCAACACUUUUUAACAAAUACCUCGUUUGCGGUGGUAGCUUUUCCAUCUAAACAAAGAAACAUAUAUUUAAACACGAUUGUUCCCAUGUCUAUGAGUCAACCGGCAAUAUGGUAUUCCUUACUAUCUCUUUCAGCUGAGCAUUGUAAAAGCACAAUACCUAAGUUUCAUAACAUCCUGAGACAGUUUCACCAUCAAGCAAUCCGGCACUCAUAUGAGUAUAUGGCCACUAGGCAUAAACAUCCUGAGGUUGUAUUGUCAAUAUGCUUAAUGCUCAUAAACAACGAAAUUGCUUUGAACAAGCUACAAAAGAGAAGCUCCCUUAUGGAUUUAGCUAGCUCAAUCAUAAAGUCUAAUGGAGGCAUUCAAGAUUUUAAAAGAAGAUCAAAGAAUGCAAGGGGUUUGAUAGAGCUCUUUAUUUAUCAUGAUGUCAUGAGCUCACUUACUACAGGUAUACCAGGUUUAUCAGGUCAAGAUGAUAGCAAUCCUUUCCGCGUGCAACGUAAAGUACAUGAUGAGUCCGAAAGUGAACCCGAUUUAUUUUUUGGAUUUGCAAAGGAUUUGUUUAGUCAUAUUAUUAAAUUACCAAGUUUUUCUUGCUAUAACUCCCUGUCAAAAGAUUUUAGUAUAAAUGAUCAAGUUGAAUAUGAAGCAAUUGAAAUGGCGCUCCAGAGCUGGCAAUUACCCAAAGAAAUUAACGAUUUGCUUGAACAAGCUAAAAUAAAAAAUUUGUCUGAAAUCGAAAAUGAUGGAACCGACUUACUCUCUUUAGCAGAAUCCGCGAUAGCUAUACAAUGGGCUGGGAUACUAAUGCACCAUCAGAUGAGAAAUGGAUAUGCGUUGGAUAAUCCCAAAGUCAAAGUCGCAUCUCAAAAUAUUGUCGAGGCUAUCUCCCAUAUUCGCAUGGGAUCUUCAUUAGAAUCAUUAAUAUUAUUUCCCUUAAUCAUGGCUGCUUUAGGAGGAGGUGACAGAAGCUUCAUAUUGGCACGCUUUAGCAGUAUAUCAAGUAACCUUGGAUUUGAUCAUAUUAAUACUGCGGUGAGAUUUGUCAGAGAAGUAUGGCAUAAUUCUGAUAAUGGAUUUUAUUACAAUUCAAACGAUAAAGGAUUCAACUGGCAGCGCCUACUUAAGGAAAAGUAUUGUCAUUUGAGUAUGGUUUGA
Molecule: messenger RNA, 1317 nt
Organism: Priceomyces carsonii
Lineage: Eukaryota; Fungi; Ascomycota; Pichiomycetes; Serinales; Debaryomycetaceae
Exons: 1
Coding region: 1-1317 (438 amino acids)
Biological process (GO): positive regulation of transcription by RNA polymerase II
Cellular component (GO): nucleus
Molecular function (GO): DNA-binding transcription factor activity; transcription cis-regulatory region binding
Source: RefSeq, a predicted model, not a curated record